GCCAGCAGCAACCUCCUCCUCUCCACGGAGACUCAGGCAGCUCACAACAAAGACACAGCCGAUCCCCGCACACAGGUCUCCGCUCCCCCGCCCGCAGCUGCUCUACCCGCUCCCGGGGCUCUGAGCAAACAUGGUCAAGUUAGCCUUCAAUUCAUCGCUGGCGCAGAAAGACGCCAAGAAGGAGGAUGAGAACAGCGAAGUGCUGAUCAUCCCCGAGAACAAGGAGGUGGAAGAAGUUGUACCACUUGGACAGAGACGGGCCUGGUGUUGGUGCAUGUGCUUUGGAUUGGCCUUUAUGUUGGCUGGUAUCGUGCUGGGUGGCGCAUACCUCUACAGAUAUUUUGUUUCACAGCGUGGCGUUUACUUCUGUGGAAUAAGAUACACUGAUGAUGAUAUGACACUUGCUGAGCCUUAUGCAGACUCUUCCCGUGUUCGCUACCACUCCUUUAGAGAGAGAAUUCAGAUCCUGGAAGAUGAAGAAGUUGAGCUGAUCAAUGUACCUGUCCCUGAAUUUGCUGAUAGUGACCCAGCUGACAUUGUUCACGAUUUUCACAGGAAACUCACUGCUUACCUUGAUCUCAGCCUGAACAAGUGCUAUGUUAUCCCUCUGAACACAUCAAUUGUAAUGCCACCAAAGAAUUUCAUGGAACUGCUCAUCAACAUUAAGGCUGGAACAUACCUUCCUCAGUCUUACUUAAUUCAUGAACAGAUGGUGGUCACAGAUCGCAUUGAGAAUGUAGACCAGCUGGGUGUCUUUAUUCGCCGCCUCUGCCAGGACAAGGAGACCUACAAACUUCAGCGCAGAGAGCCAGUUCGAGGGAGACAGAAACGGGAUCUUGAAGGAUGCACAAAUAUUAUUCACUUUGAAAGCCGAUAUGCGGUGAAAACAUCAAUUUGCCACUAAGUCAUACGGAUACCUUGACAGUCAUUUAUCAACAGUAUAUACCUGCCCUUUUGUCGUGUGUAGUUAUUACUUUAAGGGAAGGUUUUGUUAUUAGUGGCCAGACCUUUGCACAGCAUAUUCACUUUCAUCUCAUUUGAUUUUCAUCAGCAACAUUUGUUUAAUUUUUCCCUCUUCCUUCAACUACUAAGUGUGGUAUUUUAUAUUGAAAUAUAUGGAAAUGGUCAUUUAAAUAAGAGAUGUUAGACAAACUUUCAUUCCUGCUGAUUUUAGUGUAAGACUUUUUAAAACUUUUUACAUAGAUAUGUCAAUGCAUUUACUAUAUAUGCCGCACUGUUAUCCCAUAACACCGCUUAAACAAGCUUCACAAACUAUAUGCAUUCGUUUGCGUCGGAAAGCCGGUUUAUAAUGCAUGUUCAUUCACCUGAAAUAGUCCCCCUUCCUGCCACU
Molecule: messenger RNA, 1351 nt
Organism: Nanorana parkeri
Lineage: Eukaryota; Metazoa; Chordata; Amphibia; Anura; Dicroglossidae
Gene: ITM2B
Product: integral membrane protein 2B
Exons: 6
Coding region: 131-904 (257 amino acids)
Biological process (GO): negative regulation of amyloid precursor protein biosynthetic process
Cellular component (GO): extracellular exosome; plasma membrane; Golgi apparatus
Molecular function (GO): amyloid-beta binding
Source: RefSeq, a predicted model, not a curated record